Linum tenue is the source of this 3243-nucleotide messenger RNA. Lineage: Eukaryota; Viridiplantae; Streptophyta; Magnoliopsida; Malpighiales; Linaceae. The record is from the annotation of a GenBank genome assembly.
UUCCAGUGACCAAUUUAUCAAUAAAUACCAUAGUUUAGUGAAUGUUUAUAUGAUAUGACCCACCUUAUUCAUCCAUGAUUCAUCUCUCUAUCAAUCAAACCCUAGUGAUAGCAAUCAUUUCGAAUCAAGUGAAUGAGCAAAGUUGCUUUUCUUGCAGGCCCCUCAAACCCGUCGGCCUUGAAAGGAACCUGAGCGGCCAACAUGUUAAGAAACCGUUAAAAACUGCAUAACUAUGAUUUCUUUGUGACAGUUGCCAUGGUACACGCGGGAAAUCUGAAUAUUUCCCACCACCAUAAUCUAUGUACAGGCUUGCUCUUCUUUCAAGCAGCCAGUCGAACCAACCCUGCAAAAAUAUCACACAAUGUAGAUUGGAGAGCACAUUUCUUCUUCCUCCUUUUUAAGGUGAAUUCAAUGAUGAAUAAAUGGCAAAGUGAGAGGAGGAAGAGAGAGAAAAUCAUUGAAAACCCUAAUUUUUAUCAAAAAACAACAUUCCAUCCUUCGAUAAUUUUCAAGACCUUUUGAUUUCCCCCUUUUUACAUUUCCUCUGCAUUUGUCUCAGUGAGAAGAGAGAGAGGGGGGGGAGGGGCAUUUCUCCCUCUCUCUAGGUAGCCUUAAUAUCAUGGAUGAUGGUGGUCGAUCAGCGCCUCCUCCUCAAACUUCCUCAUGGUCGUCGUUUCAACAUUUUAACCUUUGGCCCAAAUUCUCCAUGUAAUUUUGUUAACCCAUUUCCCCCUUUUCUCUCUUUUCUUUCUUUCUCUUUCCUCUUCUUCCCUCUUCGGUUCUGUUUGGGGUUGAGGGGAAAAAAGAAAAAAAAAACGAAAACAAACAAUGACCUUUGAUCAAACAUUGUUCAUACAGCAGCAGCGUACUAGCUUGAUUGCAUGUUUGUCUUCCAACUGCCAUUCUUUGGCAACAAUGGUUCUUCUCGAGAGCCAGCCAAAGAAGGCAUCCAAGACAAAGGGCCGCAGCCUAUCACAGGAAGAAGAAGUCGAGCUGGCUUCUCCGACUCCUUUCAAGAUCUUGACGUGGGAUCUUUAAUUGUUGACGACCACAACGAAGACAAAGAUAAAGCUCAGCAGCCUCAGGUUCAAGUUAAUAAUAAACAAUCUCAACAGCCAGAGGAAGAGGCUGGGGUCAAGAAGUCAGAGUCCUCCCCAAAGAAAGUAGCGUCAGGAGAUAACCCUGGUGUCGUUACCCUAGAACCAAUCGUCAUUCCCCAACCCACAGGAAGUCCCAAAGGUAACCCUGCCAUCAUAGGCACCCCGACGACCAACAAAGCAUCACCAUCAACAGCAAUUGUUGCUUCUGAUCAGCCACCCCAACUUCCCAACACCUCUGGCACGGACGCACUUUCCAUAGUUCCUUUAGUCUGGCGUGAUUUUUGCAAGGUGUUCAAGAAGGGGCCCACCCCAUUGAUAAAAAAACAGAACAUCCCAAGUCUGAAAAAAGCUGUCCCUAAGCUCACCAGAAGGAAGAGCAAAAGGAUUCGAGACGGCAUGGUCCCACCAUUGAGUUCCCCACUCGAUGCUGAACUUUGUUACCUCAAACCUUCAUGGAAGAAUUUCGCUCUCUGGGAGUUGCUUGCUGCCACAGACAAUUAUAGUCGGGAUAACUUGAUUGGAGAAGGAGGGUAUGCGGAGGUUUACAAAGGGAAAUUGGCUGACGGGCAGUUCGUUGCCAUAAAAAGACUAGUCAGAGGCAAUUCACCGGAAGAGAUGACCAUGGAUUUUUUAUCUGAGCUCGGGAUUAUCUGCCAUGUUGACCACCCCAAUAUUGCUAAAUUAAUUGGGUAUGGUGUUGAAGGGGGAAUGCACCUUGUUCUUCAGCUGUCUAUCAAUGGAAGCGUCUCAUCUUUACUCUACGGACCAAGGGAAAAGUUGAGCUGGCCGAUUAGAUACAAGAUUGCUGCAGGAACGGCUGAGGGGCUUUUGUACCUUCAUGAGGGUUGUCAGAGGAGAAUUAUUCAUAAAGAUAUCAAGGCAGCUAAUAUUUUGCUCACAGAAGAUUUCGAACCUCAGAUUUCAGAUUUUGGGUUAGCAAGAUGGUUACCAGAGAACUGGACGCAUCACACUGUAUCAAAAAUUGAAGGAACCUUUGGUUACCUUCCUCCCGAGUUCUUCAUGCAUGGGAUAGUAGAUGAGAAAACAGAUGUUUUUGCUUAUGGAGUUUUAUUACUAGAGCUCAUCACAGGAAGACAAGCCAUUGACAGUUCACAACAAAGCCUCGUGAUGUGGGCUAAACCAUUGCUUAUGCAAAACAAGAUCAGUAACUUGGUAGACCCGGUCCUGGGUGACUCAUACAACAUGGAACAGAUGGAGCGUGUCGUUUGUCUAGCUGCAAUGUGUGUUGAACAGGCCUCGGUUCAGAGGCCACAGAUGAGCCAGGCAGUGGAGAUUCUGAGCGGUGAUGGGAGCACAUUAGAGGAAGUGAGACGAAGACAGAAGUCCAAGCUCCAAAGAACAUACUCCGAGGAGCUUUUCGAUGCAGACGAGUACAAUUCGACGAGGUACUUGAGUAAUCUCAACAUACAUUUGGAGGAUCUCUUGGAACCGGAUGAUAGCAUUAACGAUUAUCCUAACAAUGAUGAUGAUGAUGAUGAUGAUGAGGCUUUUGUCGAGGCUUCUGAAUAUGUCAAGUCGCCAUCAGAACACGAAGAGGAGAACUCAACCAACCAUGAGGAUGGUGAUGCAGAGAAGUUGUCGAAUGUUGCGGAGGAGAAAUCGAUAGAUGGUGACAAAGGGAAAUCCAAUGAUGUGGAUGAUAAAAAAGAAUGAGAACUAAAAAGAUAGAAGGGAGUGUUUUUCUUAUUGCUUAAGUACUUGUCGUAGAAGAAGAUCACAUCUCAGACAUUUUUCUUGGGAAGUAAGUACUUUCAGGAAAGAAGCUCGGGGGAUAACGGCAUGGUGGAGAAAGGAACUCCAUAUUGUACAAAGAGAGAGAGAGCGAAAGAGGAACAAAGCAAAAGAUAUCAAACUACACUAGAGUAGCUUGAACGAGAAACUUAUGAAAUUGUACAUGGAAAAAGAAGACUAGUUUGGAAAACCCCACUAAAACAAUGAAAGAUUGGUUGGGUUGUGCUACUGCUAUAUUUCAACAGUAUAUUGAUUAAAUAGACUUCACAUUGGCAUCGGGGGCCAUAUAAAGACACAUAUGAUUAAGUCGAGUUGUUGCUUGGCAUCGAACAUCAGCUGAUGGCGAAUGUUAGAACGUGUUUCUUUGAUUGAUUAUUAAUUUUAGAUGCGC